Dreissena polymorpha is the source of this 2448-nucleotide messenger RNA. Its product is annotated as semaphorin-5B-like. NCBI's taxonomy places the organism in Eukaryota, Metazoa, Mollusca, Bivalvia, Myida, Dreissenidae. The record is from RefSeq and is a predicted model, not a curated record. The coding region runs from base 12 to 2261 and encodes 749 amino acids. The transcript is spliced from 18 exons.
CGAAUAGCACAAUGAGAGUUUUUACAACAUUGGUUGCGAUCUGGUCAAUCCACAUCUUCGAGAAAAACGUUAAAGCGCUUACCUGUCUGAAGUGCAACUUCGCAGAGCAGCCUCGAUACUGCAAAACGGUCAUCUCAUGUCCGGAUGAUGAUUCGUGUUUUGUUCAGAAGCAGACAAAUGCUUUUGGUGAAAUAGGCUACAACCUUGGAUGUCUUGCAGAACGUUCCUGCAAGAAUUCAACCUCCAACUCGAGUCAUUGUACUCAGUGUUGUGACAAGGAUCUGUGUAACCACGCUGGAUGCGGUGAAGAAGGAUAUCCUUAUCAACGUGGACCCGUGUGCUAUAGCUGUAGUAACCCAUCAAGUGAGGGCCAUUGUCAUAGUAUUAACGUUUGUAUGGAAGGAGAGGUGUGCAGUCUUAAUGGUGCGGACACGUUCGGGACAGUAUUAUUUACAUACGGUUGCAUGCCAAAACACCACUGUGUUACCCACUCUGGUGGCGACCUCAUUGUUGGAAGGCGAAGCGACGUGACAUCCACAUUAACAUGGUCGCGUGGUCUCAAUGAAUGUUCGCACUGUUGUGAUGCUGAUCUGUGUAAUACAAAUUGCCAAACUAGAGUGGACGGACAGUGGGGUUCAUGGACUGCGUGGUCCUUGUGUACAUCUCACUGUAACAAAUCACGGACGCGAGCGUGUGACGAUCCCGCACCGCUACAUGACGGGAGAGAUUGCCCAGGUCUAACGAUGCAAACACACGACUGUUACACAGACCAAUGUCAACGUAAUGAUUCAUUCAUGGACGGACAGUGGGGUUCGUGGACUGCGUGGUCCUUGUGUACAUCUCACUGUAACCAGACACGGACUCGAGCAUGCGACAAUCCCGCACCGCUACAUGACGGGAGAGAUUGCCCAGGCCUUACGAUGCAAACACAAGGCUGUUACACGGACCGAUGUCAAGUGGACGGACAGUGGGGUUCAUGGACUGCGUGGUCCUUGUGUACAUCUCACUGUAACCAGACACGGACUCGAGCAUGUGACAAUCCCGCACCGCUACAUGACGGGAGAGAUUGCCAAGGCCUAACGAUGCAAACACACGACUGUUACACAGACCAAUGUCAACUGGACGGACAGUGGGGUUCAUGGACUGCGUGGUCCUUGUGUACAUUUCACUGUAACCAGACACGGAUUCGAGCAUGUGACAAUCCCGCACCGCUAAAUGACGGGAGAGAUUGCCCAGGCCUAACGAUGCAAACACACGACUGUUACACAGGCCAAUGUCAACUGGACGGACAUUGGGGUUCAUGGACUGAGUGGUCCUUGUGUACAUCUCAAUGUAACCAGACACGGACUCGAGCAUGUGACAAUCCAGCACCGCUAAAUGACGGGAGAGAUUGCCCAGGCCUAAUGAUGCAAACACACGACUGUUACACAGACCAUUGUCAACUGGACGGACAAUGGGGUUCAUGGACUGCGUGGUCCUUGUGUACAUCUCAAUGUAGCCAGACACGGACUCGAGCAUGUGACAAUCCCGCGCCGCUACAUGACGGGAGAGAUUGCCCAGGUCUAACGACGCAAACACUCGACUGUUACACAGAUAAAUGUCAACCGAAAGAUUGCUCCCAGCUACUAAGCAGUGGUGCUGCUCUUCGUAGUGGUGUGUACAACAUCACCACACCUCUAACUUCAACGAAAAGACAGGUUUACUGUGACAUGGAGACGGAUGGAGGAGGAUGGACGGUCUUUCAAAGGCGGUUCAAUGGCAGUGAAGAUUUUUAUCGAAACUUCAAUGACUAUGAAAACGGCUUCGGAUUUGUUCACGCAGAACACUGGCUCGGUCUUAAAUACAUUCACGAGAUAACAUCGCGUGGAUCUUAUCAACUCCGAGUGGACAUUUUGCAUUCAAAUAGAAGCAAGGGAUACGAUAUGUAUGGUAACUUCAGUCUGCAACCCGGAACUAACUACACCUUGAACACUGGGCCGCGUAUAAGGUCAAAUAAUGUUGAUUCCACAUUCUCAUUUACUAUUGGUUGGGCUGGUGGUGAACCAGUCGGCAAUGCUUUCACUACAUAUGAUCAUGACGUUGAUCGUAGAUAUGGAUCUAAUUGCGCAACGAUGUACAAAGGAGGCUGGUGGUACAAUAACUGUUAUAAUAACAUCAACCCAAACGGCCUUUACCAACCAGGAUACGGUCAUGGCGAAGCUAUGAAAUAUUGCUCUCUGUACGGCAUUGCUGCCAGCACAAUAAUGUUUAAACGUGUGUGAUAAAAACGGUAGCAUAGUUAACAUAUGUAGAAUAUUCAUUUACACAACCAUUGGCAACCUAUUUCAUAUGGACAAAAUAGAUAAUCAGCAUACGUGUAAAAACAACUGUUGUUGUUAUUUGAGGCACUCUCACGAGCUUGUUGUUUCUUCAUGGACUGCAGAAAAAUAAAGUACCGACAUUUACAAA